CAGAGCCUCCGGAAGGCAGAGUAAAUCCUGGGCGGGGUUUUCGGCCACAGGUGCUGGAAGGUUCGGGGCGAUUCUGUUAGAGGCGCCGACCCCGAGGGAAGGGUGUGCGCUGAGCUGCUGAGAGAGCCACCUUACGUCCAGCCACGACCAGGCCCAAAGACUCCUUCAGAGCCCCCAUCCCCUCCAUCACCCCCGCUCUCCCUUCCCCGCUCAAGGCUACCUGCCGCUUCCCUCCCUCCCUCCUGUCACCUGUUUUCCAGAAAGCAACCUGAGAAUGAACGGCCAGGACGGGCCGCAGUGACUGCCCCCCCCCACCUCCGGGAGGCACAGGGGGCAAGACUCUGGUCGGAGACCCCGGGUUGCGGCCCCGCCCCCGCCCGGGAGGUCCCCGUAUCUCCGGCUCCCUAGCUCCAUCCUGAGUCCGCGCUUCCAUUCUAGGCUGGACCUAAGGUCGAGGAUAUCAAAACGGUAGCCCCACAUGUUUGUCUUAAGCUCUUUCCCAGCGUUGCGAUCAUGGGGUGAAUUUUAGGACAGGUGUGAAUGCGGCGAAGCUGCCCACGCCGAGCGUAAGCGUGGAGGGCGUCCUGCGGCUGGGCGGGCACUGAGACAGCCAUGCUCAGCACGCAGACAUUUUUCUUCUUCCCCACGGCCCCCUUCGUCCUCUUUGUCUUCACGGCUUCCACCAUAUUUCACCUUCAUCAGAGGCUAGAGAAGAUGCAACUCGCGUGGGAGUUAGAGGCGCUGGAGCCAGCAACUACGGAGACCCCCUCGCGUCCCCAGCCGAGGCCCCAGCUGAAGGGCAUGUGGACCAUCAACGCCAUAGACCGCCUGGGGAACCAGAUGGGGGAGUACGCCACCCUGUACGCCCUGGCCAAGAUGAACGGGCGCGCCGCCUUCAUCCCGCCCCAGAUGCACAGCACGCUGGCCCCCAUCUUCCGAAUCACACUCCCGGUUCUACACGACGCCACGGCCAGGAGCGUCCCCUGGAAAAACUACCACCUGAACGACUGGAUGGAGGAGCAGUACCGCCACAUCCCGGGGGAGUAUGUGCACCUCACCGGCUACCCCUGCUCCUGGACCUUCUACCACCACCUCCGUGCCGAGAUCCUCCGGGAGUUCACCCUGCACGCCCACGUGCGUGAGGAGGCCCAGAACUUCCUGCGGGGUCUGCGAGUGAAUGGCAGCCGGCCGAGCACCUACGUGGGGGUGCACGUGCGCCGAGGGGACUACGUCCACGUUAUGCCCAACGUGUGGAAGGGUGUGGUGGCUGACCGGCGAUACCUAGAGCAGGCCCUGGACUGGUUCCGUGCUCGCUACAGCGCCCCCAUAUUUGUGGUCUCCAGCAAUGGCAUGGCCUGGUGUCGGGAAAACAUCAACGCCUCCCGUGGCGACGUGGUGUUUGCCGGCAAUGGCAACGAGGGCUCGCCCGCCAAGGAUUUUGCCUUGCUCACGCAGUGUAAUCACACCAUCAUGACCAUUGGGACGUUCGGGAUCUGGGCCGCCUACCUCGCAGGUGGAGAGACCAUCUACCUAGCCAAUUACACCCUCCCAGACUCUCCCUUCCUCAAAGUCUUUAAGCCAGAGGCAGCCUUCCUGCCAGAGUGGAUUGGGAUCCCUGCUGACCUGUCCCCACUCCUCAAGCACUGAUGUUGGCUGGUUCUUGGCACCCCAUUCUCCUUUUUGGACUCCCCCAAGAUCAGUUCUGGGGUGUGAGGAGCACGUUGUUACAUGUUCCAGGGGGGCUUCCGUCUUGUACCAUAAUGCUUCAGGCUGCAAGCCUGAAGUCCCAACAGAAGUCCCAACUAACUUGUUUAAAUAACAUAUUCAUGAGUCUCACAUAACAUGAGCAGAGACGGCAGGUCUCCAGGGUUAAUUCAGCAGCUCAACAGGUCAUCAGCAACCCCAGUACUAUCCAUCUUGUUGAGCUUCCAUAAUCUCUUAAAUCAGCUCCCAUAUGCUCCUUUUGGUCCCAAGAGGGCUGCCACAUACCCAGGUGUUGUACAGAUAUCCUCUUUCCAAGGCAGUAAAAAGAAGUUUGUUUUUAUCUUGUGUCCCCUUUGAAGAGUGUGGGAAACCUUCCAAAUCUCCCUGCAACUGGUCCCAGGUCUCAUUGACCAGAAGGGUGUCGCAUGCCCUCUGACCCCUCCUUAUAAGGCAUGGUGAAUUAGACCCUGGGUUGACUUAGCUUCAGAUCAAUAAAUCAUUGCUCCCUGCAGCUGUGGAAUCA
Molecule: messenger RNA, 2227 nt
Organism: Capra hircus (goat)
Lineage: Eukaryota; Metazoa; Chordata; Mammalia; Artiodactyla; Bovidae
Product: galactoside 2-alpha-L-fucosyltransferase 2
Exons: 3
Coding region: 613-1647 (344 amino acids)
Biological process (GO): carbohydrate metabolic process
Cellular component (GO): membrane
Molecular function (GO): galactoside 2-alpha-L-fucosyltransferase activity
Source: RefSeq, a predicted model, not a curated record